UAAUAUUGGUAAAUAAAUUAAAUUGGAAAACCCCUCAACCUUAGAAACCCCGAGUGAAAUCUAGAGUCUCCAUAUAUCUCAUCGUCGCCACUCCACCACCACCUCCGUCGCCACUCCACCACCACCUACUCCUCCAUCCCCAUCGCCUCGACUACCUUCCCAAUCACUACCAUCUCCAUCUUUUCCCCUUUUUUAUAAAUAAUUUAUGUUUAGAUUUUGCGGAGUCAUAUGAAUGGCUUGGUUGGCAGCUCAAAAAAGGAGUGUUCAUGUUGGUCUUGUAAGAGCUCUGGCUUCAACAUCACUUGGACAUGCAGUGGGAAGAUUAACUUCCAGAAGUAAUCCUCAGAUUGCAGUGAAAUUGGUGUCUGCAUCUGUUCAUCAAAUACCUGAAUUCUCUUUCAGCUCAUCUGUACAGUAUCAUCAAAAUUUUUCUAUUAAAGAAUCAUUUAUACGGUGUUAUCAUGGAACUCCUGCACUUUUGGUUGGAAGAAAGAAUAAUGACGAGUCUCUUGGUUUGAAGGUCCAACCUAAAGGGAAGUUUAGGAAAAAAAAUAGAAGCAACCAGCCACCUGUUGAAGCUCCAUAUGUGGCUCCUAAACUGAAAAAUACCAAGUCGUUACAAGAUAAAACAGUUGAAAUUUUUGAGGGCAUGACCAUCGUUGAGCUUGCCAAGCGCACCGGUCGAUCCAUUGAUACUCUCCAAGAUAUUCUUAGUAAUGUUGGGGAAAAGGUUGGCUCAGAAUUUGAUCCAGUCAGCAUUGAUGUUGCGGAGCUGGUUGCUUUGGAAGUUGGGGUUAAAGUGAGGAGGCAACACUCCAAUGAAGGUGCAGAGAUUCUUCCACGACCUCCUGUUGUGACAGUUAUGGGGCAUGUUGACCAUGGUAAAACUUCUCUUCUAGAUGCUUUGCGUCAAACCUCAGUAGCAGCUAAGGAAGCUGGAGGCAUAACUCAGCAUCUGGGUGCUUUUGUUGUGGGCAUGUCAUCAGGAGCAUCAAUCACAUUCCUCGACACUCCUGGCCAUGCUGCAUUUAGUGCUAUGCGAGCAAGAGGUGCGGCCGUGACAGAUAUAGUUGUGCUUGUUGUGGCAGCCGAUGAUGGAGUAAUGCCUCAAACUCUUGAAGCCGUGGCUCAUGCAAAGGCAGCAAAUGUGCCGAUUGUAGUUGCGGUUAAUAAAUGUGAUAAGCCAGCAGCCAAUCCAGAGAGAGUUAAAGUCCAACUUGCAUCAGAGGGCUUGGAGUUGGAAGAGAUGGGUGGGGAUAUUCAGGUUGUUGAAGUUUCAGCUGUUAAGAAAACUGGUUUGGAUGAUUUGGAGGAGUCUUUACUUCUACAGGCUGAGAUUAUGAACCUUAAAGCACGAGUUGAUGGCCCUGCUCAAGCUUAUGUAGUAGAGGCAAGACUUGAUAAAGGACGUGGCCCAUUAGCUACUGCAAUUGUGAAAGCAGGGACUUUAGUCUGUGGGCAGCACGUGGUUGUUGGUUCAGAGUGGGGCAGAAUAAGAGCUAUUAGGGAUAUGGUAGGGAAAUUGGCUGAGCAGGCAAGACCUGCAAUGCCGGUUGUGAUCGAAGGGCUUAAGGGGCUUCCAAUGGCUGGUGAUGAUAUUGUUGUUGUGGAAUCUGAGGAACGAGCUCGGAUGCUUAGUUCAGGGAGGAAAAGGAAAUUUGAGGAAGAUAGACUUAGGCAGAUGAUUGAUGAUAGGGAAGACACCGUGGAACCAUCAGAUGACACACCUGUUUCCGAGAGGGUGGAAAUGCCAGUCAUUGUAAAAGCAGAUGUGCAGGGGACUGUCCAGGCUGUCACAGAUGCACUGAAGACUUUAAAUAGCCCUCAGGUUUUCGUGAAUGUUGUCCAUGUUGGCGUUGGACCUAUUUCUCAGUCUGAUGUGGACUUGGCACAAGCCUGUGGUGCAUGUAUAGUUGGAUUCAAUGUGAAGGCCCUACCUGCUCCUAUCAGUAUGGCUGCGACUAAAGCCAAAAUAAAGAUCAUGCAGCACCGAGUGAUCUAUCAUCUCUUGGAGGACGUAGGCAAUCUAAUAGUCGAGAAAGCCCCUGGAACUUCUGAGACUCAGGUAGCUGGAGAGGCUGAAGUGCUAGAUAUUUUUGAUCUUAAAGGAAGGAGCAAAUCUGUAGGAGGUGAUGUGAAGAUCGCGGGGUGUAAGGUUCUCGAUGGCCAUGUUGUAAAAUCAGCUACAAUGAGACUUCUGAGGAGCGGGGAAGUUGUAUUCGAAGGUUCUUGCACGUCGCUCAAGCGGGAAAAGCAGGACGUGGAGAGAGUUGCCAAGGGAAACGAAUGUGGAGUUGUUAUGUGUAAUUGUUACGAUUUUAAGGUUGGAGAUAUCAUCCAGUGCUUAGAGCAAGUAGUUAGGAAGCCAAAGUUUAUUUCAUCGGAGAGCGGUGCUGUUCGAAUUGAAUGCUGAUAGUUUAUUAUAUUAGAGAGUUAAAAGAAGAAAAUAAAUUUUGAUUCGUAUGAUGCUGCAUUUCGUCGUGCUCGUCGGACAGGCCAGAUGCUGCAUUUCGUCCCUCUCGCCAGACAGGUGGUCAGUUGCAUCCUUUCCUUGACAGAAUUGAUAGUUGCACAAGCUUUGUGAAUUCUGAAAGAUAAGAAUUUACAUAAAAUUUUGUUGUAAGUUUACAGUAACUUAUUGAUUAGUGGAAACUUAUUGAUUAGUGAAACCAAAUGAAAGCAGCAGAGAGAGCAAAUAUAACUGUAUUAGCUACCUUUGAUUAUUUUUUAUACCAUAUGAUUAUAGCUUAUUAUGAGAUGUACUCUUUUGAAAAAUAAACCUUAUAAUAAGAAUUGUUGGGUGCAA
Messenger RNA from Mercurialis annua (annual mercury), 2806 nucleotides. RefSeq lists its product as uncharacterized. Lineage: Eukaryota; Viridiplantae; Streptophyta; Magnoliopsida; Malpighiales; Euphorbiaceae. The transcript has 7 exons. Gene Ontology annotation, molecular function: GTPase activity; translation initiation factor activity; GTP binding. The record is from RefSeq and is a predicted model, not a curated record. Gene Ontology annotation, biological process: translational initiation. The coding region runs from base 233 to 2413 and encodes 726 amino acids.